AUGAGGCAGUUAUACCCUACAAAGAGAGAAUCUUCUACCACUCUAUUGCUUUCACAUUCAAAACCCAAGACAACAUUCGAUCUUUUCUUUCAGGAAACAGGGCGACUGAUAGGGAGCAGCAAUCUAUCUGUUGAGCAUCAGAAGGAAGAAAUAUCAGUCGCCUUCUUGAAGAAUGGAGGCGAGCUACUAGAGGAACUUGUUGCAUCUUUUGAUGGGCGCCAUAGAGUUCCUAUUGCUAGCUUCUCUGCCCAAGAUAUCAUCAGGGCGACAAAUGACAUCGCGGACUUUGUGCAUAUCAGUGAAAAUGGUUAUUUAUUCAAAGGAUGUUUGGGAGAUCGCCCGGUUUUAGUGAAGAAGUUCCACGAAGAACUAAUCUGCCCCCGGAAACUUAAUGGUGCCAUCAAUGAUAUAGUGAUUACAUCACAAAUGAGCCACCUCAAAAAUGUAAUGAAGCUCAUACGCUGUUGCCUGGAAUUCAAACACCCGGUUAUGGUAUACGAAGAUGCUGGAAAUGAACUUCUUACUGAUCUACUCUACUACCCGAACAGCGAUAGAUUUUUACCCUGGAAAAGCAGACUGAAAGUCGCAACUGAUAUUGCUUAUGUCAUUGCUUAUCUUCAUGAUGCAUUUCCCAGGCCAGUGAUCUAUAAAGAGCUAAGGACGGAUAAAGUGAUCGUUGAUCAAUUUGGUGUUACUAAAUUGUUUUGA
This is a messenger RNA of Olea europaea var. sylvestris, 708 nucleotides long. Its product is annotated as non-functional pseudokinase ZED1-like. Gene Ontology annotation, molecular function: protein serine/threonine kinase activity; ATP binding. NCBI's taxonomy places the organism in Eukaryota, Viridiplantae, Streptophyta, Magnoliopsida, Lamiales, Oleaceae. Gene Ontology annotation, cellular component: plasma membrane. The record is from RefSeq and is a predicted model, not a curated record. Gene Ontology annotation, biological process: protein phosphorylation; cell surface receptor signaling pathway. The transcript has 3 exons. Bases 1 to 708 code for a protein of 235 amino acids.